AAAACAAAAGAAUACAAAGCAGAGAACGAAUAGCUGCCGAAAGGCAGAGAUAAAAAGUAUAAAUAAGUUUGUGAAAUUUACGUUAAUUUGCUUUGAGCAUCACGAGGAAAUUGCGAAAAUUGAAAGUGUGAAAAAAACACAAGGAACAACAGUUGGUGGAAACGGGAAUGGCGUUGCUGCUGGUGCACCUGCGUCGCCUCAUUCUGCUGCUGAGUGUCGUCUAUUUGACCGGCGCUGCCUUCCGUCGGCUGCUCAGCGAACGGCAUUAUGGGCAUGUGUUGCAGCCACAUGGAUACGCUACUUGGGGCCGCAGGGGCAGCUGGACUAAGGAUCCGCUACACUUUCAAUGGUGGGCCUAUAUAUACACCUGUUACGCCUACAUUCUGCUGGUCAAUUAUGUCAACAUGCGUCGUUUGACAAACUUAAUUGAGUUCUUCUUAAGUUAAGAAUAUUUUUUUUAACGUGUAUUUCAUUUUAAUUAUUUAUUUAAUUCGAA
Messenger RNA from Drosophila innubila, 496 nucleotides. RefSeq lists its product as uncharacterized. The transcript is spliced from 2 exons. Bases 168 to 446 code for a protein of 92 amino acids. Lineage: Eukaryota; Metazoa; Arthropoda; Insecta; Diptera; Drosophilidae. The record is from RefSeq and is a predicted model, not a curated record.